Molecule: messenger RNA, 3360 nt
Organism: Strigops habroptila (Kakapo)
Lineage: Eukaryota; Metazoa; Chordata; Aves; Psittaciformes; Psittacidae
Gene: RBM19
Product: RNA binding motif protein 19
Exons: 25
Coding region: 124-2970 (948 amino acids)
Molecular function (GO): RNA binding
Source: RefSeq, a predicted model, not a curated record
CCUGCGCGCUGCAUCCCUUCUCCCACGUGACUCAGCGGGAAGAUGGCGGCGCCCGCAGGCAGGCGUGUGCGGCGCUGAGCGCGGCGGGACCUUCCCUUGCGGCGACCGAUUUCUGUCGCUGCCAUGUCGCGACUUAUCGUGAAGAACCUCCCCAAUGGGAUGAAAGAAGAUCGCUUUCGGAAGCUGUUUGGUGCCUUUGGCACACUGACUGAUUGUUGCUUGAAGUUCACCAAGGAGGGCAAGUUCAGGAAAUUUGGCUUCAUUGGCUACAAGUCUGAAGAGGAAGCUCAGACAGCACUGAACCACUUCAACAGAAGUUUCAUAGACACGUCCAGAAUCACAGUUGAGUUAUGCAAGUCUUUUGGUGACCCUUCAAAACCCAAAGCAUGGAGUAAGCACUCUCAGAAGGUCCCUGCCUCUGAAAAACAGACUGAGAAACCUGUGGCAAAUGCAGCUCCUGCAGGCACAAAGAAAGAUAAAAAGAAGAAAGAUCCAACAGAAAACUUAAAGGAGCUGGAAGAAGAUAAAACAUUCCAAGAGUUCUUGGUGGUUCACCAGAAGCGGUCUCAGGUGGCCACUUGGGCUAAUGACACUUUGGCAGAGGAGCCCAAGAAGGGAAAAGCAAAGUCAGCAGCUGAUUAUCUCAACUUUGAUUCGGAUGAAUCUGAGGAGCUGAGUGAGGAUGGGAGUGAACUCUCUGAAGAUGAGGAGGAAACAAAAGCAAAGAAAGGAGGCAAGAAGGCAGCUGCCAGCAAGGACCUCUCAGAUAUGGAUUACCUGAAAUCUAAGGUGGUGAAGGAUUCUUCCUCCUCAUCCAGUACAGAGGAAGAAACAGAUAGUGAGGAGGAUGAGGUGGAAGAGGAAAGUGAGAACGAGGGGGAUUCGGGCAUUGCGGAAACCAUCAGCACCCACACAGAUAAAAAGGGGAAGCCAAAAGCCCAACAGACACAGCAAGAGACACCAGUGGAGAAGAAGAGAAAAGGAUCCACACUAGAGAACCAAGGCAGCUCAACAGAAGCCAGCACACCAUACACAGUGAAACUGCGUGGUGCUCCCUUGAACAUCACUGAGCAAAAGAUUCGUGACUUCUUCUUGCCUCUGAAGCCCGUGGCAAUCCGGAUGGGAAAAACCACACAGGGGAAGAAUAAAGGUUACAUCUUUGUUGACUUGAAGAGCGAAGCAGAAGUGCGAAGGGCCUUGAAGCGAAAAGAAUACAUAGGUGGACGAUGCAUUGAGGUGCUCCGAUGCAGGAAUACCCCAAAAGAAACUGUUACAGCAAAACCUGAUAACCAGACAUGGCAAAGAAGGAAGAGAGACGAUGAGGAAGAAGAGGACUUGUCUGAAUCAGGGAGACUCUUUGUCAGGAAUCUUCCCUUUACUUGCACUGAGGAGGAUUUGGAGAAGAUCUUUUCCAAGUAUGGACCCCUCUCAGAAAUCCAUUUCCCUAUAGACAGACUGACCAAGAAACCCAAAGGCUUUGCUUUUGUCACCUACAUGAUUCCUGAGCAUGCAGUGAAGGCAUAUGCAGAAAUGGAUGGGCAAGUGUUCCAGGGUAGAAUGAUGCAUCUUUUACCAUCCACCAUCAGAAAGGAAAAACUCGAAGAUGUAGAUGCAGAAGAGUCUUCCUCCUACAAAAAGCAGAAAGAGGCAAAGGACAAAGCCAACAGUGCCAGCUCUCACAACUGGAACACGUUGUUUGUGGGAACAAAUGCCGUGGCUGAUGCCAUUGCUCAGAAGUACAAUGCUUCCAAAAGCCAAGUGCUGGAUCAUGAGAGUAAAGACAGCGUGGCAGUGAGGGUUGCUCUGGGAGAAACUGAACUGGUCCAGGAGAUUCGCCGGUUCCUCAUUGAAAACGGAGUCAGCCUGGAUUCCUUCAGCCAGGCUGCUGGUGAGCGCAGUAAGAGGGUGAUCCUGGUGAAGAACCUCCCAGCCGGCACGAGUGUGGUGGAGCUGGAGGAUGUCUUCGGCAAACACGGCAGCCUGGGCCGGGUGCUGCUGCCAGAAGGAGGAAUCACAGCCAUUGUGGAGUUCCUUGAGCCAACUGAGGCCAAGCAAGCAUUCACCAGGCUGGCCUACUCCAAGUUUCAUUCUGUACCAUUGUACCUGGAAUGGGCUCCAAUGGGUGUCUUCUUCAGCCCAGCCCCUCCAAAAAAACCCCUUGAGGCUCCAGAAAAGGAGAGCAAAGCAAGGCUGCUGCCUGAUGAAGCUGUAAAGGGCUCAGAGGAAACAGCAGCACAGGAAGAAGAGGAGGAGGAGGAAGAAGAAGAAAGCAUUCCUGGGUGUACCUUGUUCAUCAAAAACCUGAACUUUGCCACCACAGAAGACACACUGAAGGAGACAUUCUCCAAAGUGGGAGCUGUGAAGAGCUGCACGAUAUCCAAGAAGAAAGACAAAGCAGGCACUUUGCUUUCAAUGGGCUUUGGAUUUGUGGAGUACAAAAAGCCAGAGAGCGCCCAGAAAGCCCUGCGCCGGCUCCAGGGCUGCUCUGUAGAUGGCCAUAAACUGGAAGUGAAAAUCUCAGAGAGAGCUGUCAGGCCUGCAGUGAAAUCCUCCCGAAAGAAACAAACUGUCAAGAAGCAGAAGACUUCCAAGAUCUUGGUCCGAAACAUCCCAUUCCAGGCCACCGUCAGGGAAAUCAGGGAACUCUUCAGCACCUUUGGAGAGCUGAAGACUGUCCGGCUGCCCAAGAAAAUGGCAGGAACAGGAUCCCACCGGGGCUUUGGCUUUGUGGAUUUCCUCACCAAGCAGGAUGCCAAGAAAGCAUUCAACGCCCUGUGCCACAGCACACACUUGUAUGGCCGGAGGCUGGUCUUGGAGUGGGCAGACACAGAGGAGACAGUGGAGGCCCUGAGACGGAAAACAGCAGACCAUUUCCAUGACUCCCCAAAGAAGAGAAAACAGUCGGAGGUUUUGAAUGAAAUCCUGGAGCAUCUGGAAGAGGAGGAGAGCAACAAGGACGAGGCCAUGUAGCAGCUGCCUGGCACCUGGUGAGGUCUCUCGCUGAUGGAUGGAUGGAGAAGCCUCCACUGGAGACCCAGCAGCCAGCACACUUGUUGCCGGCAGCGUCCACUCCAAUGAACCCACGGGAUGAUUUAUGCCAUGUGUCCAGGUCUUGGUAUUCCCAGCCUUUUAAACAGACCUUGAAUUCAGAGCUGGCGGCUCCUGCCUGAGGAUCACUGCUUAAAUCAAAGCAGGGAUGUGACUCCCCUCAUCUCAGAAACCACCCAACAUGGGGCGAUGGACACAUUCCCUGCUGACCCCAGGGACUCUGGUGCAACCUGCUCUUAACAGCUCAAUUCAAUGAUAUUUCUGUACAUUAAAAACCUCGGGUGUAUUUUAAGUUUCCCAACCAGAGCCACA